Salarias fasciatus (jewelled blenny) is the source of this 2551-nucleotide messenger RNA. RefSeq names its product tripartite motif-containing protein 16-like. NCBI's taxonomy places the organism in Eukaryota, Metazoa, Chordata, Actinopteri, Blenniiformes, Blenniidae. The transcript has a single exon. Bases 7 to 1686 code for a protein of 559 amino acids. The record is from RefSeq and is a predicted model, not a curated record. Gene Ontology annotation, molecular function: zinc ion binding; protein binding.
GAGAAAAUGGCAAAGAUAGGAGCUCCGCUGGAUUUAGAAAAGUUCUCUUGUUCCAUCUGUCUGGAUCUCCUGAAGAAUCCGGUGGCGGUUCCCUGUGGACACAGCUACUGCAGCAGCUGUAUUGAAAGCCACUGGGAUGAGGAGAAGAACAAGGGAAUCUACAGCUGUCCUCAGUGCAGGAAAGAGUACAUUCAGAGACCUGACCUGGAGAAAAACAUCCUAUUAACAGAGUUAGUGGAGGAUCUGAAGAAGACUGAACUCCAAGCUGCUGGACCUGAAGAUGUGUCCUGUGAUGUUUGCUCUGGGAGGAAGCUGAAAGCCGUCAAGUCCUGUCUGGUCUGUUUGGUCUCUUACUGUGAGGAACACCUCCAACCUCACUAUCAAUCUGCUGCUUUUAAGAAACACCAGCUGGUGGAGCCCUCCAAGAAGCUCCAGGAGAAGAUGUGCUCUCUUCACGAUGAGGUGAUGAAGAUUUUCUGUCGCACUGAUCAGCAGAGUAUCUGUUACCUCUGUCUGAUGGAGCAACACAGAGGCCAUGAAACAGUUCCAGCUGCAGCAGAGAGGAGGCAGAAGCAGAAGGAGCUGAAGGAGAGUCGACUAAACAUCCAGCAGAGAAUCCAGGAGCGAGAGAAAAACGUGGAGCAACUUCAGCAGCAGAUGGAGGCCAUCAAUGUCUCUGCUGAUGAAGCAGUGGAGAACAGCGAGGAGAGCUUCACCCAGAUGAUCUGUCUCAUCCAGAAGAGGAGUGGUGAGGUGACGCAGCAGCUCAGAUCCCAUCAGCAAACUGCAGUGAGUGAACUCAAAGAGCUUCAGAAGAAGCUGGAGCAGGAGAUCACUGAGCUGAAGAGGAAAGACGUCCAGCUGGAGCAGCUGGCUCACACAGAGGACCACACCCAGUUUCUGCUCAGCUACCCCUCAGUGUCAGCACUAAGUGAGCCCACACACUCCUCCAGCAUCCAGACUGCUCCUGUCAGAUACUUUGAGGAUGUGGCAGCAGCUGUGUCAGAGAGCAGAGACAAACUACAGAAACUACAGGACAUCCUGGAAGAUACAGGGACAAACAUCCCACUGAGAACCACUGAAGAGGAGCUAUCACUGCCACCACCACAGCAACCACCACAACCACAGCCAGAGACCAGAGCAGACUUCCUACAAUAUUCACAGCAGAUCACUCUGGAUCCAAACUUUGCAUACAGAUACCUGUUAUUAUCUGACAACAACAGAAAAGUAACUUAUCCAGAAGCUGCUCAGACUUACUCUUUUUAUCCAGACAGAGUGACUGGAUGGUACCAGGUUCUAAGCAGAGAGAGUCUGAGUGGACGUCAUUACUGGGAGGUGGAGACCAGAGGAGGAGUUGAUGUAGCAGUCUCAUACAAGAACAUCAGCAGACCAGGGAACCCCACUGAAUGUGGGCUUGGAUAUAAUGACAAAUCUUGGGCUUUAUAUUGUGACUCUAACAGAUUUGUAUUUUGGCACAACAACAUUGAAACUCCCGUCUCAGGCCCUCAGUCCUCCAGAGUGGGAGUGUACCUGGAUCACACAGCAGGUAUUCUGUCUUUCUACAGCGUCUGUGGAACCAUGACUCUCCUCCACAGAGUCCAGACCACCUUCACUCGGCCACUACAUGCUGGAGUUUGGCUUUAUCCUGGUGAUGGAGCCUCUGCAGAGUUCCUGAAACCUCAGUAGAGGACUCCAUCAGAACUCCUUGUGUUGUUUCCUAAAGGAGCCUCUACAUUUUCUGUAGAAGAAUAUUAAUAAAUAUUAAUUUUUCUGAAGAAUAUUUGAAUCCAACAGAUGGUCGGCCGUCUUCUCAGAGACUUUCUGAACAAAAGGAUGUGAGACGAGCAUGGAGAGACGAAACAAGCUGAGUUAGUGGAGAAAAUCAUGGAGCUGCAGCCAUCAGUGUCCUCACUGAUUCCUCAACUGAUGCUUUUCUAACAGUUGAACUUAUUUUUAAAGCCGCUUCCACCUUCUGUAACUGGAUUUUCUUCUUCAUGGACCACAGGAAGCUGCAGCUUUUGGGGGAUUUUUAGCAAAGACUUUGUACUUUUUAAAUGAUUGUUUUGAGGAAUCUGUUUUUUUGAUGAUUUUUUCUGACAUUCUGAUUUUCUUUAUGAACAGUGAACUGAUUGUUUUGGACUUCUACAUCUUUUUCUGCCACCAAAUCCCAUUGAGUUUGAUUCUUUCAACUGGAAAUGUUUCAAGAACUACAAAAAACAUUAAGAAUUUAAAUGUUGUAAAUAAUGGCCAUGUGACAGUCUAAAGGCAAAUUUUAUUUCAGAUUUUAUUUUUUCACCACGUUGGAAUUUUUCACUGUAUUUUUAAUUUUAUUCUAACUUUUGAAGGGGGUUUCUUUACUCGUGAUCACUCUGUCCAUUGAUUUGUCUGUGUAAUUAUUUUUUACCUGUCAGAAUAGUCAGAGGUUGAUGUGUUUGUUCUUUCAGAGAGAUGGUUCAGGGUUUACAGUGCUGUGAAGAAAGCAAAGGGUUUUCAGUUAUUCCACACAUUGUUGUUUAGUUCAUAAUCCCGUAUGUGUUCGUGGUUUUGAUGA